AUGUCUGAACUAAGUUCAUUUUUAGAAAAGAGAGUGCAUGUGAUAACAUCAGAUGCUAGGUUUUUCGAAGGGAAAUUAGAAGGAUAUGAUAAAUCAACAAACAUAAUACUAAGUAAUUGUAUUGAAAGAAUCAUUUACUCCAAAGAUGAUGAAGGAGAGGAAAAUGAAGAAAUAUCAUUGGGAGUUUAUAUAAUGCGUGGUAAUGAAAUUGUAUGUGUGGGAGAAAUAGACGAUGAGUUAUACAAGUCGAUCAAUUGGGAAACAUUAAAAGGUCAUGCUUUGAAAACUACGAAAAAUUCAUUAAAAUAA
Candida dubliniensis CD36 is the source of this 309-nucleotide messenger RNA. RefSeq names its product U4/U6-U5 snRNP complex subunit. Lineage: Eukaryota; Fungi; Ascomycota; Pichiomycetes; Serinales; Debaryomycetaceae. Bases 1 to 309 code for a protein of 102 amino acids. Gene Ontology annotation, molecular function: RNA binding. Gene Ontology annotation, cellular component: U4/U6 x U5 tri-snRNP complex; U6 snRNP; precatalytic spliceosome. The record is from RefSeq and is a predicted model, not a curated record. The transcript is spliced from 2 exons. Gene Ontology annotation, biological process: mRNA splicing, via spliceosome.